AUUCUAUAAAGAUAAAAGAAAAAAAUGCGUUUUUAUCCAAGUUCAGAUCCAUACUUCUUCGUUGAAGUAACUAAUUGGCAAAGAAUCUGCCGUACUCCUAAUAAAAUUUGGAAAUAUAAAGAUUUAAGUAAUGUUCGAACCAUUCAGCAUUGGCGUGAUCUUGAAGGAGCACAAAUGCAAAUUGUGGAGAAAAAGGAUUUAUACUUUAAAGAGUGGAUGCUAUCAAGAAUCAGGCCGGAAGCUUGUUUACCAAUAUACUAUUGUACUGGAAAUCGCUUCAUUAGAUUAGAAAAAGCAUUUCCUGCUGGUUUUAAGUGCGCUCCGCUACCAAUUAAUCUUGAAGCAGCACGAGAAGUGAAAAGAAAAAUCGACGAAGCAAAGAAGGCAGCAAGAAAAGCUGCAAAGGAGGCAAAGAAAAAGAAUAAAAAAGACAAGAAGGGCAAAAAGGGGAAAAAAUAAUUAGAUCAACGUAAGAAUUACAUAGAGGAAGGCUUACCUUUCACUAUUAGUUUUAAGAUAAGAUCGCAAUUCACCAAGUUUCGCUAACUCCAUAACGAUCCAGAUCGGAGAGGAGCUGCAGAUACCAAUAAGACGAAUUAUAUGAGGAUGAUCAAACUUCUGCAUAAUAUCUAAUGUACAAAAAAAAAAAAAA
Messenger RNA from Teleopsis dalmanni, 652 nucleotides. RefSeq lists its product as uncharacterized. The coding region runs from base 25 to 459 and encodes 144 amino acids. The transcript has 2 exons. The record is from RefSeq and is a predicted model, not a curated record. NCBI's taxonomy places the organism in Eukaryota, Metazoa, Arthropoda, Insecta, Diptera, Diopsidae.